CAACAACUACCCUCCUAGACUCGUUCCAGAGCUCAGUUUCCAAGCUCCAUGUCACCACGCGCUUGCAAUUCUUCAGGUACGGUUCUUCCACUCCUUUCAAGAAUCAAAAUUUCUGUGCCACAAACAAGGCUCAAAGCUCAGACUCACUCUCACAAAGAAACCCACAAGGAAAAUCCAAUUUUCUGAUCAGAAACAAGGAUCUCAGGUGGGGUUUUUCUGAUGAAACACCCAUUUCUCAAUCAAAGGCUAAUUCAAAUUCUUCUAGUAGUAGUUGGUUAGAUAAAUGGAAUGAUACUCGGCCCAAACCGCCUAGGGCGGUAUUGAAUUAUAGAAAUAGUGGCAAUUCUUCAAAUUUAGGUUCCAUAAAAAUUAGUUCUUCUAGUGGUGGUGAUGGUGGUGGUGGUGGUAGUACAAUGGAGAAGAUUGUGGAGAAAUUGAAGAAAUUUGGGUACAUGGAUGAUGUGAAUGAGAAGAAUGAGGAGGGGGAGAGAGUGAUUGAAAAAGGGUCUGUUGAGGAUAUAUUUUAUGUUGAGGAAGGUAUGUUGCCAAAUCCAAGAGGUGGGUUUUCAGCAGAAUCGCCGUUGGGGGUGGAAAAUGUGUUUGGAAGUAAUGGGGAGGUGAGGUUUCCUUGGGAGAAGCCAGUGGACAAGGAAGAGGAGAAGAGGAAUUCUGUGAGGCAAAAGAGUAGGACUUGUUUAGCUGAAUUGACUCUUCCGGAAUCAGAGUUGAGGAGGCUGAAGAAUUUAGCUCUUCGGAUAAAGAACAAGACAAGGAUUGGCGGUGCUGGUGUCACUCAAGCAAUUGUGGAUUUGAUUCAUGAGAAGUGGAAAUCAUCUGAGGUUGUGAGAUUGAAAAUCGAGGGUGCGCCUGCACUUAAUAUGAAGCGGAUGCAUGAGAUAUUGGAGAGAAAAACUGGUGGGUUGGUGAUUUGGAGGUCUGGCACUUCUGUUUCUUUAUAUAGAGGUGUGAGCUACGAGGCUCCCUCAGAGCGAGCAAACAAGAAGAUACAUAAAAGAAAUGAGAUUUCGCAAAAUUCUUUAUCAAUGGCUACUGCUAAAAGUAUAAAUUAUUCAGAGCAUAGUUCUGUUAAUGAUGCGCAUACACCUCAAGGAGACUCAGGAAGUGCUCUUGAGGAGAAAAAAGACACAGAAUCAUCACAGGAAGUGAAGUAUGAAGAUGAAAUUGAUGAACUGUUAGAUAGUUUGGGGCCUAGAUACACAGAUUGGCCUGGAGGUGAUUUGUUACCUGUAGAUGCAGAUUUACUUCCCGGUAUUGUUCCUGGGUACCAACCUCCCUUCAGAGUUCUUCCUUAUGGGGUGAGAGCUACACUUUCAGGAAAGGAGGCAACAGCUUUGAGAAGGCUUGCCAGAGUUCUUCCUCCGCAUUUUGCUUUAGGUAGAAGCAGGCAGCACCAAGGUUUGGCUGUUGCCAUGAUCAAGUUUUGGGAAAGAAGUUCAAUUGCAAAGAUUGCACUGAAACGUGGUGUACAGCUAACCACAAGCGAGAGAAUGGCUGAAGAUAUCAAGAAAUUGACAGGGAGUGUGCUUCUCUCAAGAAACAAGGAUUUCUUAGUGUUCUAUAGGGGAAAGAAUUUUUUGUCACCAGAGGUAGCGGAAGCAUUACUAGAAAAAGAGAGAUUGGCAAAGACCCUGCAAGAUGAAGAGGAGCAAGCACGGUUGAAAGCUUCAGCGUUGGUUAUGCCAAAUGUUGAAAUAAAUGGUGAAUCUAGAACUACUGGUACACUUGAGGAAACAUUGGAUGCCAAUGCUCGGUGGGGAAAAAGGCUAGAUGAUCAUGACAAGGCAAAAGUGAUGAAAGAAGCAGAGGUGUUAAGGCAUGCCGAUCUUGUUAGAAAGCUCGAGCGCAAGCUUGCUUUUGCUGAGCGAAAGCUCAUGAAAGCGGAAAGGACCCUAUCUAAGGUAGAAGAGUCUUUAGCACCAGCAGAUUGCCCAGCAGACCCAGAUAGCAUAACUGACGAGGAGAGGUUUAUGUUCCGCAAGCUUGGUUUGAGGAUGAAAGCUUUCUUGCUUCUUGGUAGACGUGGAGUUUUUGAUGGUACCGUGGAGAACAUGCACUUGCAUUGGAAAUACCGAGAAUUGGUUAAGAUCAUCGUAAAGGCUAAGAGCUUUGACCAGGUCAAAAAUGUUGCACUUUCUCUUGAAUCUGAGAGUGGAGGUGUUUUGGUCUCAGUAGACAAAGUGUCCAAGGGGUAUGCCAUAAUUGUGUUCCGGGGAAAGGACUAUCAUCGCCCAUCUGCACUGAGGCCAAAAAAUCUUUUGACAAAACGGAAGGCCUUGGCACGUUCAAUUGAGCUCCAAAGGCGCGAGGCUCUCCUUAAUCACAUUUCAACUCUUGAAACACGAGCAGGGCAGCUAAGAUCUGAAAUUGAACAGAUGGAUUUCAUAAGAGGCUCUGGAGAUGACGAGCUUUAUGACAAACUAGAUUCUGCUUAUCCUACAGAAGAUGAAGACAGUGAGGAUGAAGAGGACGAGGCAUACCUCGACACUUCUGACACUUACAAUGAUGGUGAAGAUGAAAUCGAUGAUCACCCAGUUCACAAUCACCACUUGGAAACAAAUUUUCCCUAUGAUUUCCAAGAUCAGGAGUCAGAAGAGCCUGGAAAUCAUAAGCCAUAUGCAGUUGCUGAUGAGUCAAGUAUAAGAGUUGAUGAAAUGGAGGAAAAUGAUACAGUGGUUGAGCUUAUUGAAAGAAGAAUAUGAAAAGAAAAAAAAAAAAUUGAAGGAAUUAUUGUGAGACAUCAAAGGGUUUAUAUGCACAAAUAAAUCAUGUGAUACUUGCUUCCCUUGUAAUAGCCGGUCCUAAAUUUUGUACAAAUAUGGCUUGUUAAUUUCAAGCAAAGUUCAGAGGAUCACUGCAUGUCUAGUUUUGUGUUUGGUCUGGUCCUCUUUCCAUGCUUCAAAGCACUUGGUUUUGCAUACUCACACUUCUCUACGCUUGAGACCCUUCUGAAGGUUGAAUUAUUUGAUGCAUACAGAGUAGUUAAUUUGAGCAGGAUUGAUGUACACCCAGCUGUUGCAAUUGUAUCAUUAUGGACUUAUCUAGUGUCAUUUAAUUUAUGUUAGUGGUCCUCAAAAAAAAAAAA
Camellia sinensis is the source of this 3103-nucleotide messenger RNA. RefSeq names its product CRM family member 3A (gene CFM3A). NCBI's taxonomy places the organism in Eukaryota, Viridiplantae, Streptophyta, Magnoliopsida, Ericales, Theaceae. Gene Ontology annotation, molecular function: mRNA binding. Gene Ontology annotation, biological process: RNA splicing, via transesterification reactions. The record is from RefSeq and is a predicted model, not a curated record.